GCAAUGACAGUGAUCUAAAAAUAAGGUCGACGGCGUCGCGCUUAUGCGCGUUCCCUCAGUCGAGGACCAACCGUCGCGAGUUACAGUCGAACGAGAAUAAAAUCACAGCCAUGGUGUACGAGAGUGACUUCUAUACCACCCGCCGCCCUUACCGGCCUUCCUCCAGCUACAGCGUGACGCCGCUGACAUCGAUGUACUACCUAUCGUCAUUACUACCGUACUAUCACGUCCCGUACAUCACAUAUGUACCCAAGCUAUCACAGGCUGAGUUGAUAUACCGUCCGACGACUCGCAGCGUCACUCGGCUCGUCACGUACCCAGAGCCGCCGCACCACGUGGUCCGCGUGCGUGUCCGUCCGUCUGUCGUGCUGCGCGAACUCGACCGCAUCAACCACCGCACACGACCAGCGCUCGCCGCGUCAGCCGUCGAAGACUUCUUCAGGUCGGAGACUACUAAGGCGUUUGAAGAUGAAAGCCGCCGUAUCCGGGCUGAUACCGCUGCUCUAUUGCAGCGCGCUCGCUCUGUAGUGCCUCGUGCUGCAUCAGUUCUUCCCAUCGACACUAUUUACUCAUAUUCAUAUGGCGAGCCAGUGCCAUACAGGUUCAGCAAUGACGCAUAUAUAGCAAAGCUGGUUGUACCACUCCGCAAUGUCGCCAACAACAUCCACAAUAUCUCAUUCUACAAAGAGCCUGCUAAGAAGUUCACUGGACGUGGAAACCUCGCGUGCGUGCACUACUCCGGUUCAAAGGCCUUCUCCAAUCGCAGGCCUCUCUACAAGGAACUUAGCAUCAGGGACGACGUGAAUCUUCUCUCGUUCUAUGCGAAGAACAGACUCGCGGCUGCCGGUUUGGCCGUAGAGAAGGCCACAGUGAAACUGCUACCAUGGAGGCCGAGCCGUAAAUUCCAGGCGCCUCAGUUGAUGGAAGAUCCGGCUUUAGAACUGAAAGCGGCUAAGGCAGAGCGAGAGGCCAGAUUCCGUUCUACCAACACUGAACCUGUUCUGACAUCGACAGUCGACUUAGCUGAGGUCAAGAGGAGGAGACAAGAAGAAGCUCGUGCUGCGGAAGAGAAAGCCUUAAAAGAAGAAGCAAAACGUGAAGCUGAACGUAAAGCCCAGGCGGAACGCGAGGCAGCUGAAAAAAAGAAAGUUGAAGAAGAAGCACGAAAGGCCGAGGAGGCGAAACGUAAAGCGGAAGAAGACGCCAGGAAAGCCGAAGAAGAGGCCCGUAAAGCUGAAGAAGCUCGCCUGGCAGAGGAAGUUCGUAUAGCCGAAGAAGCUAAAAAAGCAGAAGAGGGUCGACUUGCUGAGGAAGCGAGACUGGCUGAAGAAGCAAGAUUAGCUGAGGAAGCAAAGUUAGCUGAAGAAGCUAGGUUGGCAGAAGAAGCGAGGUUAGCAGAAGAAGCGAGAUUAGCAGAAGAAGCCAGAUUGGAAGAAGAAAGACAAGCAGAACAAAUAAGACAAGAGGAGCUUGCCAGAUUAGAAGAAUUAGAGAAACAGGCCCAGGAAGAGAGGGAAGAUGAACUUGCGAGACAGGCUGCGGAGUUAGCAGAAAUCGCAAGACAAGAAUCUGAAUUAGCUGCUGCACGUCUUGAGGAGCUUUCAAAAACAGAAGCCGCAUAUGCCCCAGGAGAUGAAUUUGUGGAUGCAGAGUCCAACGAAACCCCAGCGGAUGAACCUCAGCCCAUCGUAGAGGAACCCGAGAGUCCUGAGGUCGCUCCAACAGAAGAAGCAAACAAUGACGAACAGGCAGCAGCAGAGGUCAGCGAAGACGAACAAGCGGAACCAGAUGUUACAGACGAAGAAUAAUCGCAAAUAUGUAUAUUUUUAGUUCGAUGCAUUUUUAUAUUUAUCGGGUACUUACAAGCUACGCAUCGUUCAUGUAAAAUCAAUGUAGUAUAGACCAUAAAUGAUGCAUUAGCUUAAAUACUAUUGUCUUCUGUUACGAUCGCUUUCUUUUGCGUAAUAAAAUUACGCGACAACGAAAGAUUUUAUUCCCUUCCUUUUGAGACGACAAUUACUACCACCACCGUUAACAAAUAAAUUAUAAACUAAAAAUCUAAAUAUGUUAGUUUAAGUGUUUAAUAAUGUUAUAUUUUGUUAAAGUUUAACAAUAAAAGACAUAAUUAACA
Molecule: messenger RNA, 2131 nt
Organism: Achroia grisella
Lineage: Eukaryota; Metazoa; Arthropoda; Insecta; Lepidoptera; Pyralidae
Exons: 12
Coding region: 111-1808 (565 amino acids)
Biological process (GO): microtubule cytoskeleton organization
Cellular component (GO): microtubule cytoskeleton
Source: RefSeq, a predicted model, not a curated record